This is a messenger RNA of Tachyglossus aculeatus (Australian echidna), 1639 nucleotides long. It is a transcript of the gene PDE4A, whose product is annotated as phosphodiesterase 4A. Gene Ontology annotation, molecular function: 3',5'-cyclic-AMP phosphodiesterase activity. The record is from RefSeq and is a predicted model, not a curated record. Lineage: Eukaryota; Metazoa; Chordata; Mammalia; Monotremata; Tachyglossidae. Gene Ontology annotation, biological process: signal transduction. The transcript has 10 exons. Gene Ontology annotation, cellular component: nucleus; perinuclear region of cytoplasm; cytosol. Bases 50 to 1543 code for a protein of 497 amino acids.
UGACCUGGCCCCCGGGCGUGGCCGCAGCUGCGGCCGCUGAGCAUAGAAGAUGCCCUUAGUGGAUUUCUUCUGUGAGACGUGCUCAAGACCAUGGCUGGUGGGCUGGUGGGACCAGUUCAAGAGGAUGCUGAACCGUGAGCUGUCCCACUUCUCCGAAAUGAGCCAGUCGGGCAACCAGGUCUCUGAGUACAUCUCCAGCACCUUCCUGGACAAGUCGAACGAGGUGGAGAUCCUGUCCCCGGCACCAAAAGAGCAUGAGACACCGACGCAGCAGCAGCCGCCUCCGAUCAGCAACAACACCCAGAAUCUGUCGGUCGACUCCAGCCUCCCACAUUCUAGCUUCCCCCGCUUUGGGAUCAAGACAGACCAGGAAGAGCUGCUCAGCCAGGAGCUGGAAAACCUUGACAAGUGGGGGCUGAACAUCUUCCGCGUAGCAGAGUUCUCCAAAGGCCGUUCGCUCAGCUGUAUCACAUAUACGAUAUUCCAGGAACGAGAGCUGCUGAAGACGUUCAAGAUCCCGGCCGAUACGCUCAUCACCUACCUUUUGAAACUGGAAGAUCACUACCAUGCGGACGUGGCCUAUCACAACAGCCUGCAUGCUGCUGAUGUCAUGCAGUCCACACACGUUCUUCUGGCCAUGCCUGCCCUGGAUGCAGUGUUCACGGACCUGGAGAUCUUGGCUGCCUUGUAUGCUGCAGCCAUCCAUGACGUAGACCACCCCGGCGUCUCCAAUCAAUUUCUUAUCAAAACCAACUCGGAACUAGCCCUGAUGUACAAUGACGAAUCGGUGCUAGAGAACCAUCACCUGGCCGUCGGCUUCCGGCUGCUGCAGGGCGACAACUGUGACAUCUUCCAAAACCUGAGCAAGUGGCAACGGCAGACCCUGCACCGGAUGGUCAUUGACAUGGUACUGGCCACGGACAUGUCCAAGCACAUGUGCCUGCUGGCUGAACUGAAAACCCUGGUGGAAACCAAGAAGGUGGGGAAUUCGGGAAUGCUGCUGCUGGAUAACUACACCGACCGCGUUCAGGUCCUCCAGAACCUGGUGCACUGUGCAGACCUCAGCAACCCCACCAAGCCGCUGCCGCUCUACCGGCAGUGGACGGAGCGUAUCAUGGCCGAGUUCUUCCGGCAAGGAGACCAGGAGCGGGACCGUGGCCUGGAGAUCAGCCCCAUGUGUGAUAAGCACACUGCCUGCGUUGAGAAGUCGCAGGUGGGGUUUAUCGACUACAUCGUGCGCCCGCUCUGGGAGACUUGGGCCGACCUCGUCUACCCCGGAGCUCAGGAAAUCCUGGAGACAUUGGAGGAAAAUCGCCACUGGUAUCACAGCGUUAUCCCCCGGAGCCCCUUGCCCUCUCCAGACCCCGACCCCACCAGGUUCUGCUUCGAGCUGAUGCUGCAGGCGACCAGCGAGGAGGAAGAGGAGGAGGAGGAUGAGGAAGACGAGGACAGCAGCCCUGAGGGGGAAGGGGCAGCCCAGCCAUCCAUGGAGACAGAUGAGGACGGGGUCUCGGCCCGCCCAGGAGAGCCUGGGAAAUGUUGAGUUUUUGCCAGCGACGGAUUAGAUGAGUGAAAAAGAAAGCAUUUCCCCUUCCUUUUCCUGUUGUGUUUUUCCGGGGGGAGGAGAAGAAAGCAUGGG